Messenger RNA from Melospiza melodia melodia, 1642 nucleotides. RefSeq names its product leucine rich single-pass membrane protein 2 (gene LSMEM2). Bases 278 to 787 code for a protein of 169 amino acids. Lineage: Eukaryota; Metazoa; Chordata; Aves; Passeriformes; Passerellidae. The record is from RefSeq and is a predicted model, not a curated record. The transcript is spliced from 4 exons.
UGCCCUGAUCCCGUGAGCUGGCAGCAGCUUUACCCUGGGAAAGGGGGCAUGGGGCACUGCCACAACCUGCUGUCCCUUUGCCACUGGCACUGUGCUGCCCGCAGCUCUGUCCACGCCACCAGGCCCCCCUCCCCACAGCUAUUUUUAUCGCCCCCCAACCGUGUUUCUCACUGUCCUAUUUUAAGCGGCGCAGUUGGCGCACCGGGAGCCCAGUGCCCAGCUCCUGGGGGCCCUGCACCACCUCACUGCCCGCUCACGCUGCCCAGCACAGGCAGCCAUGCCCAGGGAGGCUGCAGAAGACACCAUGGGAAGGGCUGAGGGUGCUGCACCAGCAGAGCCUGGGGACCCCGAGAGCAGCGAGUCUGGAGCCAUCAGCCUGCGCCCCGUGGAGUCCAUCAGCGACCUGUACUGGGCCUCGGGCGGGCACAAGGGCACAGAGGGCAAUGGCCCGGCUCCCUCCAGCAGCCUGCAGCGGCCCCCAGCUCGGCCCGUGUCCCCCGUGCCCCCGCCGCUCCUGCCCACCCUGCGCCCCGUGCCCCCCGCCAGCCCCUGCCCCUGCCUCGGCCCCGGCCACCCCCUGCUGCUGGCCCUGCUGGCGCUCCUGGCACUGUCCAGCCUGGUCCUGGCCACGCUGGCCAUCUACCUGAGUGUCCUGCAGAGCCAGUCGGUGAGGGCGCUGGCCCAGUGGCUGCAGAGCCAGGAGGACGCCGUGCACCAGCUGCGGGCAGCCAGCAGGCAGCUCUGGGCUCGCCUCAACGCCAGUGCCCAGCCGGGCGGGCACCGCUGAGCUGCCCCUGGCCCCGCCACGGGCUCUGGGCCGCCGCGGGAAGGGGCACCGAAGGGCAGGAGGGGGGAGCGGCAGCCUUACCCACUGAGACCUGGCAGCAUUACCCCUUGGGGCAUAGAGGCAAUCCCAGACCCUGUCCCAGGCUGUGAGAGAAAGAAACUGGGCUCUAAGGACCUUCAUCCGCCCCAGUGACAGCCCUUCCUCUUAACAAGGCAGAAGGCAUACUUUAUUUAGCCUUUUAAUUACCUCUUACAAUCAAAGUCUUAGAAAAUCACCAUGAUAGAUACAUUCCCAGGGUGGCGGGCACUGCCAACUGGCAUGGCCCCAUGUCCGCCUGGGCAGUGGCCCCCCCAUAAUUAAUUUCCCACAAGAUUACUAUUUCAUAUAAAGCAUUUGGCUGCAAAAGGAUUGAGAGUAGGCAGCUGGCAGGACUGGGCAGAGCUUCCCACUCCACACUGCUCUGCCACCAUCACUGAUGCCAGGCUGGCUGGGGAGGCAGGGGCUGUACCCAGCAUGGCAGGGUGGGGAGAACGCUCCUGCCACAGGCACAGACACCAGGACCAGCUGCUCUGCAGCCCUGCACAGCUCUGCCCUCCCACCCACUCUUCAGGCUGUGCCAAGCCACCCUGGUGCCCCUGCAGGUCUAGGGAGAGUAUACACAAGCCCUGCCACUGAAAGUGGCUGCAGAAGCCUGGGUGAGACCCCCUCCCACUGUGCCACAUGGAUGCCCAGCCACAGAGCAGGCACACGGCAGCAGGCCACCACCUCCCCCUGCUCUUCUUUUAUCCUUCCUAUUUUUGGUUAAAAAAAUAAAAGAGGGGGCAGCCCCCCCUUGGGGCAGCUCCAGGCAUUAAA